Messenger RNA from Emiliania huxleyi CCMP1516, 852 nucleotides. RefSeq lists its product as hypothetical. The transcript has a single exon. Lineage: Eukaryota; Haptophyta; Isochrysidales; Noelaerhabdaceae. Gene Ontology annotation, cellular component: nucleus. Gene Ontology annotation, biological process: DNA alkylation repair; DNA repair. The coding region runs from base 1 to 852 and encodes 283 amino acids. Gene Ontology annotation, molecular function: dioxygenase activity. The record is from RefSeq and is a predicted model, not a curated record.
AUGUGGAAGAGCAGCCGCGAUGCGGCACACGCAGAGGGCGUCCUGGCGCGCACCAGCAGGCCAGGACCUCCUGCGCUUGUGCGCACGCUGCGCUCGCCAGAACUGCAGUGGGAGCCGCUCGUCGCCGAUGACAAACGGCGGGCGUUUGCCUACGUGCUGCGCCGUGAGCGGCACUCCGGGCUGGACGCCGCUACUGUCGACGAUUGGUUCGCCGCGCUUCACCCGGAUGCUUGCGGGGCAGAGGCGUGGACAGACGCUCAGUCGCGAGGUAAGCCUUUGCUGCGCCGCACUGCGUGGGUCACAUUCUUGCCCGAAUGCUCUUGCGAGUAUGGGUACGCCGACACCUGGCAGCUGCGCGCGACGGACGAUGCCUUUGUGAGGACGUUGGAAGGCAUCCGCACCACGGUGGCGGAGAUUGUGGGCCUGCCCGCCGACUCCCUCAACUGCGUCAACCUCAACUACUACCCGUGCGGCGGUGGGGUUGGCUUUCACGCGGACGACGAGUUCCUGUUCGACGGGAUGGAGCGCGAGGCGACGAUCGUGUCGCUCUCGCUGUGCGCGCCCGGCGGCGGAGAGCGCCUCUUUCAGGUGCGGCGGAGGGACGGCGGCGCGGCGCACGAGACGGUGCUGCGGCACGGCGACCUGAUGACGAUGGAAGGGCUCUUUCAGCUCUUCUGGCUGCACUCGGUCUACCCGGGCGACCGCUGCGACGUGACGGACGAUCCGCUGGUGCUCGGCGAGCGCAUCAACCUCACCUUUCGCCGCAUCGUCCAGCACCUGGACGGGUCCACGGAGUGUCGCGGACAGGUCUGCGCGCUCGCGUGCAACAACCGCAAAACGUCCGUGAUAUGA